Molecule: messenger RNA, 1239 nt
Organism: Abrus precatorius (Indian licorice)
Lineage: Eukaryota; Viridiplantae; Streptophyta; Magnoliopsida; Fabales; Fabaceae
Product: MLO-like protein 12
Exons: 13
Coding region: 1-1239 (412 amino acids)
Biological process (GO): defense response
Cellular component (GO): membrane
Source: RefSeq, a predicted model, not a curated record
AUGGCCGAAGUCAAAGUUUAUGAACGAACGCUUGAGGAAACACCAACCUGGGCUGUUGCAGUUGUGUGUUUUGUGCUGCUUGCUAUUUCGAUCAUCAUAGAACAUAUUAUCCACGCUGCUGGAAAGUGGUUCAAAAAGAAACACAAAAAUGCCCUUUUUGAAGCGUUGGAAAAGGUCAAAGGAGAGCUUAUGCUGCUAGGAUUCAUAUCCUUGCUCCUAACAGUGUUCCAAGAUCCAAUUUCUAAGAUCUGCAUAUCAAAAAAUGUUGCAUCCACAUGGCAUCCUUGUGCCAAUCCAAAGACAAGUACAUCUGAGGCUAAAUCUGAUACUGAUUCUGAAACCAAUACUAGGAAACUCCUCGAAUAUUCGGAACCCAUGGCACGGCGUGUUCUAGCUACAAAAGGAUAUGACAAAUGCGCUGAAAAGGGAAAAUUUGCUUUUGUUUCCGCGUACGGGAUUCACCAGCUUCAUAUAUUCAUCUUUGUGCUAGCUGUUUUUCAUGUACUACAAUGCAUCAUUACAUUAGCUAUGGGAAGAACUAAGAUGAGGCUUUGGAAGACUUGGGAAGAUGAAACAAAGACCAUUGAAUAUCAAUUCUAUAAUGAUCCCGAGAGGUUCAGGUUUGCAAGAGACACCACAUUUGGACGAAGGCACAUGUACACUUGGUGGAGUCGGUCAUCAAUUUCCUUAUGGAUAGUUAGUUUCUUCAGACAAUUCUUUGGAUCUGCCAAUAAAGUUGACUAUUUGACAUUGAGGCACGGAUUCAUUACGGCGCAUCUGGCACCGGGAAGUGGCGCCAGAUUUGAUUUUCAGAAGUAUAUUGAAAGAUCACUUGAGGAAGAUUUUAAAGUUGUGGUGGGAAUCAGUCCAAUCAUAUGGUUCUUUGCGGUGCUAUUCCUGCUGACUAAUACUCACGGGUGGCAUUCUUAUUAUUGGCUUCCAUUCAUCCCAUUAAUUAUAAUCUUAUUAGUGGGUGCUAAACUACAAAUGAUAAUAACAAAGAUGGGACUGAGGAUUCAAGACAGAGGGGAAGUGGUAAAGGGUACACCUGUAGUUGAGCCAAGAGAUGAACUGUUUUGGUUCAACCGCCCAGGUCUCCUCCUCUUUCUGAUUCAUCUUGUUCUGUUCCAGAAUGCUUUCCAACUGGCAUUCUUUUCUUGGAGUACAUAUGAAUUCUCCAUAAACUCUUGCUUCCACAAAAGGACUGUAGAUACUGUCAUAAGACUUGUAAUGGGGUAA